This is a messenger RNA of Malania oleifera, 1571 nucleotides long. RefSeq lists its product as uncharacterized. The coding region runs from base 311 to 1369 and encodes 352 amino acids. The transcript has 3 exons. NCBI's taxonomy places the organism in Eukaryota, Viridiplantae, Streptophyta, Magnoliopsida, Santalales, Ximeniaceae. The record is from RefSeq and is a predicted model, not a curated record.
GUUCAGAAAAACAGGAAGAAUGCAUACCGUGUCAAUAAAACUACUAAUGUGAACAGCGAAGUAGCAAACUUUCUUCCUGCCUCCGAUCAUCUGACUGAGAAUGGCAUCGUCCUCGGAAGUACCCAUCUUCAUCGAUACGAGCUUAGGCACUCACAUAGCCAUGGCUGUCUCUCCGAACAUCACUGCCGGAGAUCUCAAGAGAGAACUUGAGGGAGCACACUUCAACUGUAUCCCGGAAAUGGGAGAAAUCAAGGUCUAUGGAUUAAUGUAGGUGAAGCAGAAAUCAUGCUUUUACCACCUGCCCGAAACAAUGGCUAUAAGAUAUGCAUUUCACAGUGUGAAAAGAACAUGGUUUCUCCAUGUGGAAGCAGGCACUUCAGUUGGUUUUGAUAGGCCGAGUUCGUCUAAAUGUAUGGAUGCAGGAAAAACCGGGGAUAUUGCUUCUAAUAGAACUACUACUUCUGAUUCUAUUGAAUCUGAAAACUACAUUACAGGCAUUGAUAAGGAUCACACAAAAAGAGAAGGUAAGAGGAGAAGGUUAAAAGGAUUUCACUACCCCCGAGUUAUGGUGGGAGUGCCUCUAAUAACUUAUCUUUCAAACAUAAAUAAUAAGAAAAAGAAGAGGAAAAAGAAGAGAGUAAUGAAAAAACGCAUUAUAAAGGGCAGAACGAACAGAAUUGAGAAUGGGUGCCUUGGUAGAAGCGAAGAAAAUUCAAGUUUUAAUGCCCACAACAGGUUUAGUUUCUUUGAACAAAAAGAAAAAUGCAAUGCCUGCCACUUGCUGGAGACCCCCAGUGGCUGCUCGGGUUUUAAUGGCUGCCUUGGUAGAAAUGAAGAAAAUUCAUGUUUUAGUGCCCACAAAGUGGUUAGUUUCUCUGAACAAAAAGAAGAACACAAUGCCUGCCGCUUGCUGGAGACCCCCAGUGGCUGCUCGUCAGAAGUUAUAUCAGUUUCAGGCAUCAUUGCGAGAUACUUUUCAAAUUUCAAUGAAUCUGGCCGAUUUGGAAGCCCUUCAAGUUCUGAUCUUACUUCUAGAGCAAUUGAGAAUCAGCUAGAAAAACAAUUGAAGGCUAAAACAGAUGAUGUUUGCUCAAGCACACGUGCUGCUGCGCUGCCACUGGCUACAACCAAAAUGACCCCAAGGAAAUCCCUUCCAUUUCCAACCAAACGAAGUCGAAGGAUCUUAAAAGAUGAGAUUAGGGGUACCGAAGUUGGGAAACGCCUUGUCAUGGCCUCGAGUAGCCUUGGGGUUUCUUCAAGCAAGCAAAGACCUGCAAUAUCGCUCUGCAGAUACAAAGAAGGAAAACUGUUAGGAUCCAGUUAUCCUAUUAGAAGUUUGGUCUUUGAACUUAGUGACACAGAAAACUGAAAGAUCCCGAGGAGCUGGAAUGAGUAUGCAUUAAAAUGUAUUACCACUCUGCUGCCUGCUUAAAUUUUGGAUGUAAGUUUAUUUGCGUGUGUUGCCAAUCCCAAUCGAACUUAUUAUUUGUAAGUUUGAAUUAAAUUUAAACCAAGGUGUUCAUAUCGUGUCUUACAAUUAAUCCAUUUUGACUUAUCAUAUGGUUCCUUCA